Messenger RNA from Aureococcus anophagefferens, 3777 nucleotides. RefSeq lists its product as hypothetical. The record is from RefSeq and is a predicted model, not a curated record. Bases 1 to 3777 code for a protein of 1258 amino acids. NCBI's taxonomy places the organism in Eukaryota, Pelagophyceae, Pelagomonadales, Pelagomonadaceae. The transcript is spliced from 3 exons. Gene Ontology annotation, molecular function: protein binding; N-acetylgalactosaminide beta-1,3-galactosyltransferase activity; lipid binding.
AUGCGCCUCACACUCCUCCUGGCGACCCUCGCCGCGUCCAGGAAACCCCUGCCCCGGCGCGCGCCGGCCCUGCACAAGCUGCGCGGCGGCUACGCCCAGGGCAUCGCGCCGGCGUCGUUCCGCGCCGACGGCGACGCCGCGCUGCGCCGGGCGCUGAACGUGAGCGCGCAGCGCUUCGACGUCGUCCACGAGGCCGCGGGCGUCGUCGUCUUCCGCCACUGCGACGACCGGGACGUCCUAAAAGCCGCGGGCACGAUCGACGCGCCCCUGGCGACGGUCGUGAACAUCCUGAAGAACAGCUCGCGGUCGAAGGAGUACAACGAGCACUGCCACGAGCUCGUGCCCGUCGCCGAGUACGACGACGACAGCCAGAUCACGUGGACGUCGACGGCGUCCUACGGGCCCUUCAAGGCGCGCGACUUCCUGACGGCCGUGCACGUGCGCGCCGUCGACGGCGCCACGGUUUUCGUGAACCACGCCGUCGACGACCACGCGGGCGCGCCCGCGCCGAGCGACCGCUACGUGCGGUCGUCCGUGCGCUACGGCUGCACGCGGCUCCGGCCGGCGAGCGACCCGGCGAAGACGGACGUCGAGCUGCUCUCGGCCGUGGACUGCGGCAUCGAGCCGGAGGGGGCGGCGGCGGCCGUCGCGCGGAAGCUCGCGGAGACGGGGCCCGUGACGUUCAUCCGUUCGCUGGAAGCCGUCGCGCGGCGCGACGCGGCGGGGCCGGCGCCGCCGCCGAAGCCCGCGCUCCGCGUCUUCCUCGAGUCGCUGGUCUCGGGCUUCGACGAGGUCCGCCCGGCGCGGCCCGUCGCGGGCCCGGAGACCAAGUCCUGGGAGCGCUACGAGAAGUACAAGGCCGCGACGACCGUCGGCGAGUUCCUCGACCUCGGGGGCACGCUCGCGGAUUUGGCGCACGACACCGGCAAGGGCUUCGUCCAGUACGCGGACAAGAAGUCGCACAAGCCGCCGAAUUUCCCCCGGGCCGCGGCCCAGAAGGCGCCCCUCAGCGCGGAGGAGAAGGCCUGGCAGACCUGGGACGACGACGAGCUCGACGACGUCUGCGACACGUGCGGCGAGUACACGGUCACGGAUUCGGGCGCGCCGAUGUCGAACGUGCUCAUCUGCGACGCGUGCGACUGCGAGACGCACCUGCGCUGCUCGGGGUUACUGCGCAUGCCCCCGGACGACGAGGGCUACCGCUGCGUGAACUGCGUCGACGGCACGUCGGGCGGCGAGGUCGACCGGCCCGCGCGCGCGGCGCCGCGGCGCGACGACGCGGACGCGCGCGCCGCGCAGCUCAGCGGCCGCUGCCUCAAGUGCGGCGGCGCCGGGGCCCUGGAGCGCGAGCUCUACUUCUGCGAGGUCGCGGGCUGCUACGGCUGCUGGCACGGCGACUGCGCGGACGCGCUCCUGCCGGCGAAGGGCGAAGGGGGCGCGACGUUCGAGAAGUCGCGGUGCCCGUCGUGCGCGGACCGCUUCGGCGAGCGCGCGCACGCCGAGCCCGCGGCCGUGGGGCGCGCCGAGGCGCCGCGCACGUUCUGGGCCGUCGCGUUCCCGGAGCAUUUGGACCUCGCGGAGCGCGCGCGGCUCCAGCAGAUCCUCGUCAACGGCGCGGGCGACCUGCCGCCGGACGUGCAGGCGCGGUGCCUGCGCAACUACCACCUCAAGCGCGAGACGACGGGCAAGAAGCGCGGGAGGCCCAAGGGGUCCGUGAACAAGCCCCGCGGCGACGGCGGGCCCGCGGCGGCGAAGAAGCCCCGGGGCCGGCGGCCCAAGGUCCAGCCGCCGCCGGGGUCGCUGAACCUGGCCGCGCUGGGGUUGCCGGGCGUCGUCUUCCCCCCGGCCCCGCCGGGCCUCAACCCGGGCCUGCUGGGCGCCGGCGGCGCCGCGGACCCGCGGCUCCUCGCCGCGCACCAGCUGCAACUGCACCACGCGAUGCAGCAGCAGGCCGCGCUCCACCAGCUGCACCAGCAGGGUUUGCUCGUGCCCGCGGCCCUGGCCCAGCCGGGGCCCGCCCAGGCGCCCGCCGCGGCGCCGGACGCGGCGCCGGCCGCGGCCGCACCGCCGGCCGCGCCGGCCGCGUUCGAGCCCGCGGCGCCGCCGGCCGCGGCGCCGGCCGCGUUCGAGCCCGCGGCCUUCGAGCCCGCCGCGCCCGCGCCCGCGGCGCCCGCGGCGCCGCCGGCGGAGGCGCAGAAGGACUGCGCGCCCGUCGGCGACGGCUGGUGGGAGAAGAAGGACCCCGCGAGCGGCCGGUGCUACUACGUCCACGAGAGCACGGGCGCGUGCCAGUGGGAGAAGCCCGUCGCGAAGCCGCCCCAGUCCCCCCUGAUUGCGCUCCGUCAGGGGAUGCGCGCUCGGCGUCGCAACGACUCGCUCGAGAGCGGCGGCGAGUCCGACGACGGCGAGCAGAAGCGCGACGAGCUCACCUGGUUCCGCGUCUUCGUCGCCUGCGCGGCGACGUUCGCCGCCUACCGCCUCGGCGCGUCCAUGGGCGGCGCCGCGCGGCGCGGCGCCGCGGCGCCGGCGGUGCUGCCGUCCUGGCGCGGCGACCACGCGCCGGCGGCGCCCGGCGACCGACGCCAGCGCCCGCCGAAGCCCAAGCGCGCGGCGCGGCCGCAGAGCGGCGAGCGGCCGCGGCGCGCCGUCCGCGACGCGCCGCGGCGGCCGCCCGACGACGACGACGACCCGUCGCCCGCGCCGACGCCGGCGCCCGCGCCGCGGCCGCGCGGCGCGGCGAGCGCCUUCGACGUGCUCCCCUGCGCGGCGCGCAGAUACGUCACCGUGGUCCUGCCGUCCGUCGUCGCGCCGCCCGCGCGCCCCGCGCGGCUCCGGGCCAUCGCGUCGACCUGGGGCCCCGAGGCGCGCGCGGUCUUCGUGGGCCACGGCCACCUGCCCAAGGAGUGGCCGACCUUCGAGGCGUGGACCUGCGACGGCUACCCGAAGAAUUUGCUGGUUCCGGCCACCAUCACGGACGCGAUGGGCACCGCGCGCCUCGAGUGGGUGCUGCGAAGGGUGUCCGCGGCGGGCGUCGACUUCGCGUUCAUGGCCAACGACCACACGGCGAUCCUGGCGCCGAACCUGGCCUGCUUCCUGAGGCGCCUCGACCCGGCGGCGGCGCUCUACGCGGGGCACGCGCUCGCGCAGCGGAACGGAAAACAGCCGCCCGAGGUCUUCAACUCCGGCGCGAGCGGCUACGUGCUCACGCGCGCGACGCUCGACCUGCUCGAGGCCGCCUGGGCCGCGGAGGACCCGACCUGCUCCGCGGCGGCGGCGUCGAAGUGGCUCCAGGGCAACCCGGGCCUCGUCCUCGCGCGGUGCCUCGCGAGCCGCGGCGUGACGCCCGUCGACACGCGCGUGGCCGGGCGCCACGUCUUCCACGCCUUCGGGCCCGUGCGCACGUCGACGGGCGGCGUCGACGACUGGUACCGGCGCAUGCACGAGAUGCUGGAAUUUUCCGACCCGCCGGCGCACCCGCUCCCGUCGGGCGCGGCCUGCUGCGACGGCCACACGGUGUCCUUCCACUACGUUGAGGCCGCGGAGCAGGUCGCGCUCCACGCGGCGCUCCGCGAGGAUUUCCGCGACGCGUCCAACGGCGACCGGGACAAGUGGCUCCGCCAGCACUGGCCGAGCGGGACGCGGAACCUCGGGGGCUACGAGCACGCCAUCCCGGAGAACGACCCGCCGAAGCGCGCGGACUUCCGGGACCUCGUCACCGCGACCCUCGCCCUCGCGACGCCGGCGUCGUGCCCCGCGGAGCCCCUCGUCCUAACCUAG